Molecule: messenger RNA, 1631 nt
Organism: Oryzias latipes (Japanese medaka)
Lineage: Eukaryota; Metazoa; Chordata; Actinopteri; Beloniformes; Adrianichthyidae
Gene: vps28
Product: VPS28 subunit of ESCRT-I
Biological process (GO): protein transport to vacuole involved in ubiquitin-dependent protein catabolic process via the multivesicular body sorting pathway
Cellular component (GO): ESCRT I complex
Molecular function (GO): protein-containing complex binding
Source: RefSeq, a predicted model, not a curated record
GUCACAACAUUUUUCCCGACACGUCAGACCAAGUUUUGAUACAUCGACAUAAUGUUUCAUGGAAUACCAGGUACAGGUGGGAUAGGAGGAGCCCCAGCCAACAAACCUGAGUUGUAUGAGGAAGUGAAGCUAUACAAAAACGCAAGGGAAAGAGAAAAGUAUGACAACAUGGCAGAGUUGUUUGCUGUUGUCAAGACUCUACAGGCCCUCGAGAAGGCUUAUAUCAAAGACUGCGUAACACCCAAUGAAUACACUGGUUCCUGUUCAAGACUCUUGGUUCAGUAUAAAGCUGCUUUCAAGCAGGUGCAGGGCUCUGAUGUGGGCUCCAUCGAUGAUUUUUGCAGGAAGUACAGACUCGACUGUCCACUUGCAAUGGAGAGGAUUAAGGAGGACCGGCCCAUCACCAUCAAGGAUGACAAGGGCAAUCUCAAUCGCUGCAUUGCUGAUAUAGUCUCUCUUUUCAUCACUGUUAUGGACAAACUCAGACUGGAGAUCAGAGCCAUGGAUGAAAUUCAACCAGAUCUAAGAGAGCUGAUGGAAACCAUGAAUAGAAUGAGCAACAUGCCUCCAGACUCAGAGGCUAAGGACAAAGUCAAUCUCUGGUUGACCACACUGAGCAGCAUGUCGGCCUCAGAUGAGCUGGAUGAUAAUCAGGUUCGCCAGAUGCUGUUCGAUCUGGAGUCGGCCUACAAUGCCUUCAACCGCUUCCUGCACUCUUCCUGAAUUCAACUGUCAUUUCUCUGUGUGUUUUUAGUUAAGAUGCUACUUUCCUCAUUGCUUUAGCACAGAGAAGUUAAUCUCUGGACAGGUUUCCAUUCUCAUAUCCCUUGAAAUUGGUUUUGAUUUUUUUUUUUUUCUGUACAAUCUUCUGGUGUUGUUUAGUCCAGUAUUGCUUUAGUUUUUGUUUUGUUUUUUUUCAGCUCCACUUCUUUGUAUACCAUAAAGAUUCAGCCUACAGUCUUACUCAGUUAAUUUGUUCAAUCCCGUAAGCUGCUCUAUUGGCCUUUUAUUUUUUUACAUACCUAAAUGUGUGAAAAAUACUUCUGUGGCUUCAUUCUGGCCUUGAGAGAACAGUUUACUCUUAACUUUACGUAUGAUUGAAAAGGGUCUAAUUUUCUAGCUGUUUGGCAGAGUAUCAAUAAAAAAGCAUUUAAUGUAUAGCGUCAGAGAAAACAGCCAACGUCUCUGAUUCCCUAAUGUGUCACUUUGAUUUCCCCUUUGACUUGUACUUUAGAGUUCUGUUUUAGUGGAUGAUUAAAGCAAAUGGGUGUAGGUACAGCACAGAUGAAAAAUUACUCGAAGGACUACAAACUGUUGAUCUGCUCUUCUCGUCAGCGAUAAGUUUGAAGCUCAGGUGAAGAAAUGGCUCAUGUUGAUCACUUGUUUUUCCUCUUCACUGUUCUUAAACAUGUUUAAUCCGUGUUUCCUUUCAAAGUGAGGGUUCAAACACAAAUUAGCAAAUACUAAGGUGAACGAACUUCUUAUUUAUUGUGCUUGCUAAAUAUGUUUUAACCCUCAAAUUAAAGAAGGGAGAACAUAUUUAUUAAGAUUUAUCAUUGUAAAUAAUAGUAUUGCCUUUUAAAUAAAAGCAUGUAACACCUUUUAGAAAUAAAUGUUUGAAAACAAAAGCA